AUGGUCCUGCUGUCGCUGCUCAAGCUCCUUAACGUCUUCCUGCGCCAGUCCGCCCUCGCCAAGCCUGCCGCCGCCCGCUGCUGCUGCCGCCGCCCGGCCACCCUCAUGCCACGCCCGCCCGGCCCGCCACUGCCCUGCCGCCGCGGCUGGGAGGUGAAAGGUCACCCGCCAUGUCCGCCCAGCAAGGAGAGAGAGGUGCUGUCGCUGGGCGCCGACGUGCUGCCGGAGUACAAGCUGCAGGCGCCGCGCAUCCACAAGUGGACGGUUCUGCACUACAGCCCCUUCAAGGCGGUGUGGGACUGGCUCAUCCUGCUGCUGGUCAUCUACACCGCCAUCCUCACGCCCUACUCCGCCGCAUUCCUGCUCAGCGACCAGGAGGAGGCGGCCAUGCAGAGCUGCGGAUACUCCUGCUCCCCGCUCAACGUGGUCGACCUCAUCGUGGACAUCAUGUUCAUCAUCGACAUCCUCAUCAACUUCAGGACGACCUACGUCAACUCCAACGACGAGGUGGUGAGCCACCCCGUGCGCAUCGCCGUGCACUACUUCAAGGGCUGGUUCCUCAUCGACAUGGUGGCCGCCAUCCCCUUCGACCUGCUGAUCUACCGCAACGGAGAGGAGACCACCACGCUGAUCGGCCUGCUGAAGACGGCCCGCCUGCUGCGUCUGGUCCGGGUGGCCCGGAAGCUGGACCGCUACUCGGAGUACGGCGCCGCCGUGCUCUUCCUGCUCAUGUGCACCUUCGCCCUGAUCGCCCACUGGCUGGCCUGCAUCUGGUACGCCAUCGGGAACGUGGAGCGGAACGGCUCCAUCGGCUGGCUUCACACUCUGGGGGACCAGCUGGGGAAACACUACAACGACUCUGUCCAAGGCUCAGGACCCUCCAUCAAGGAUAAGUACGUGACGGCGCUGUACUUCACCUUCAGCAGCCUGACCAGCGUGGGCUUCGGCAACGUUUCCCCCAACACCAACUCGGAGAAGAUCUUCUCCAUCUGCGUCAUGCUCAUAGGCUCCCUGAUGUACGCCAGCAUCUUCGGCAACGUGUCGGCCAUCAUCCAGCGGCUGUACUCCGGCACGGCGCGCUACCACACCCAGAUGCUGCGGGUCCGAGAGUUCAUCCGCUUCCACCAGAUCCCCAACCCGCUGCGCCAGAGGCUGGAGGAGUACUUCCAGCACGCCUGGUCCUACACCAACGGCAUCGACAUGAACGCCGUCCUGAAGGGCUUCCCCGAGUGUCUGCAGGCGGACAUCUGCCUCCACCUGAACCGCACGCUGCUGCAGAACUGCAAGGCCUUCAAAGGCUCCACCAAGGGCUGCCUGCGGGCGCUGGCCAUGAAGUUCAAGACCACCCACGCCCCGCCCGGCGACACGCUGGUGCACGCCGGCGACGUGCUCACCGCCGUCUACUUCAUCUCUCGCGGCUCCAUCGAGAUCCUGCGGGGCGACGUGGUGGUCGCCAUCCUGGGGAAGAACGACAUCUUCGGAGAACCCAUCAACCUGUACGCCCGGCCGGGGAAGUCCAACGCCGACGUGCGCGCGCUCACCUACUGCGACCUGCACAAGAUCCUGAGGGAGGACGUUCUGGAGGUUCUCGACAUGUACCCCGAGUUCGCAGACCACUUCUGGAGCAACCUGGAGAUCACCUUCAACCUGAGAGACACCAACAUGAUCCCCGGUUCUCCGAGCAGCGACGACUCCACCGGCGGAGGAUUCAACAAGCUCCGCAGGCGCAAGUUAUCCUUCAGGAGGCGCACUGAGAAAGACGACGCCGACGCCGGAGAAAUCAAGAAGUCCCAGAAGUCCGUGCGGCGGCGGCAGCGUGAGAAGCAGGACGGGGGGUCCAGGAAGCGCUGGGGGGCCCGGCGCAGCUCGGUGUCUUCGCACUCCAGCGGAGACGAGGGGGACGGCCCCGCGGUGACCGGCCUGGCCCCCCCGCCGGUCCCGCACGAUGGCCCACCGGCCCAGGCCUCGGCCGGGAGCCUCAGCGAGAACACCGAGGGCGAGUCAGACCCCAAGACUGGCAACACCUGCAACGCCCUGUCAGGCGCCUUCUCCGGAGUCUCCAACAUCUUCAGCUUCUGGGGCGAGAGGGGGGCGGGGCAGUACCGGGAGGUGCCCCGCUGCAGCCCGGCGUCGCCGCCGGCCCUCGGCACGCCGCUGCACGGCCUGAGCCGCCAGCAGCGCGGACAGCUGGACGCCCGCCUGGACCUGCUGCAGAAGCAGCUCAACAGGCUGGAGAGCCGCAUGUCCACCGACAUCGGGGUGAUCAUGCAGCUGCUGCAGCGGCAGAUGGCGCUGGUUCCUCCGGCCUACAGCGCCGUGUCCCCGCCGCCUCAGGUCUCACCGUACCCCGGCCCAGGUCCGGGUCCAGGUCCAGGUCCGGGUCCAGGGGACAAAGCGGCUCCACCCGGUCCUCCUCUGGACUCAGACAGUCUGGUGUCUCUGUCACAGAUCUUGGCCUCACAGGACCUGGACUCCCAGGACCCCCCUCUGGGGGCCCCCAGGCAGGUUGAGCUGGGCCCCUCUGGAGUGGACUGCCUGGGCCAGCACCUGGACCUGGACCUGGACCUGGAUCUGGGGCUGGGGUCCGGGACCGGGGUCCUCCCCGGGGCGGCUGCGGGUUCAGGUCCAGGUUUAGAGUUGGGGGGCGGGGCCGGGGUGCUGAGUUUAGGUUUAGGCUUUGGUUCGGGGUUGAGCUUAGGGGGCGGGGCCGGGCCGACCGCUGCCGCCGCCGCACCAGGGGAAUCGAACCCGGACUCUGACGCCCAGAGGCGGCUGUCGCUCCAAGAAGCACAGACGCCUCUGGACUCACGGACACCGCAGAGACACCGGUCCGACCCGGGAGGCAGCUAAGACCAGGUGGAGCCCGGAGGAGAGGAGAGGGAGGCGAGGCAGAGCUGCUCCCCUCCGCCCGGCCGCUGGACCCCCACCCAACCGCUGGACCCCCGCCCCGCUGCCGGACCCCGCCCAGCUGUCGAACCUCCGACGAGCUGCCGGACCCCCGCCCGGCCGCCGGACCCCCGCCCAGCCGCUGGACUUCCACCCGUCCCUUAUCCUCGCCGUCUGGGUGGAGGUCUGCGGCGCUACGACCUUUAACCAAAACCGCGGGGGCUCUGCCUCCCCCACCCACCUCCACCUGCCUCUCUACUCGAACUCCUGCUGACUUGCAGACGAAUCCCUUUACUGCUGUUUCGGUGUUGGACGACUGACGGGACGGGGACGGGUAGCGGAGACAACACUGAGCAGAGCCAUGAACCAGUAGCCAUGUCCGUCUUGCACUGAACUGAUUCUGACUGUCCUCUUCGUCCGCGGCGCUUCCGAUAAACUCAGACUGGCUGGAGGUGGAGUUAGCUGGCCUAACAGGCGUCCUGCCGUCCUCCGUCUUUCAUUGGUUCCUUCCCUUUGUCCCCGGCCGACGCCCCGCCCCUCGGGAGGCGGAGCUCCUCACCCUCACAAGAGCAC
Molecule: messenger RNA, 3459 nt
Organism: Salarias fasciatus (jewelled blenny)
Lineage: Eukaryota; Metazoa; Chordata; Actinopteri; Blenniiformes; Blenniidae
Gene: kcnh2b
Product: potassium voltage-gated channel, subfamily H (eag-related), member 2b
Exons: 17
Coding region: 1-2850 (949 amino acids)
Biological process (GO): regulation of heart rate by cardiac conduction; regulation of ventricular cardiac muscle cell membrane repolarization; membrane repolarization during cardiac muscle cell action potential
Cellular component (GO): plasma membrane
Molecular function (GO): inward rectifier potassium channel activity
Source: RefSeq, a predicted model, not a curated record